AAGAAAGUGAGUUGAUUUAAGUUUCUUUUCUUCAUUGAAAAGAUAAUUAAAAAAGAGAGAGAGUGAGUGAGGGAGACGAUAGCAGUGACGAGAAGUUUCAGUUUUCAUUUAAAGAUUUCGCAAUGACGGGGGCUCAGGAUAAGCUCGACAAGAUGAAGCUCCGGCAGGAUUACCGGAAUUUAUGGCAUUCCGAUCUCAUGGGCACCGUCACCGCCGAUACGCCCUAUUGUUGCUUGGCGUGUUUGUGCGGACCUUGUGUUUCCUACUUGCUUCGGAGAAGAGCACUUUAUAAUGACAUGUCAAGGUAUACUUGCUGUGCUGGAUAUAUGCCUUGUAGUGGAAGAUGUGGAGAAAGCAAAUGCCCUCAACUUUGCCUUGCCACCGAGGUUUUCCUCUGUUUCGGAAACUCUGUGGCCUCUACCCGCUUUCUUCUUCAGGAUGAAUUCAACAUCCAGACAACAAAAUGCGACAACUGCAUAAUUGGAUUUAUGUUCUGUCUCAGCCAAGUCGCUUGCAUAUUCUCUAUAGUCGCUUGCCUUGUUGGUAGCGAUGAACUUUCAGAGGCUUCUCAGAUACUCUCUUGCUUUGCUGAUAUGGUCUAUUGCACGGUCUGCGCGUGUAUGCAGACACAACACAAGCUUGAAAUGGACAAAAGAGAUGGAGUGUUUGGAUCUCAACCAAUGGGCGUGCCACCGGCUCAGCAGAUGUCUCGCUUUGAUCAACCCGUCCAUCCUCCAGUCGGAUACCCGCCCGCUCAAGGCUACCCGCCUGCAUCUUACCCGCCUCCAGGUUAUCCCCAACAUUGAGAAACCUUAAAACCGAUAUUUUCAUAUUCUGUGUCAAAAGUGUUGUUGUUACUCGGUUUAGCUGUGCAGAACUGUUAUAUCGUUCAGCUAUCUUCCUUAGUUAUGCGGUUUCUUUGCAAGUGUCAGUACUUGGUUUAUGCCCUAAAAGCUUUGGUCUGUGCUGAUUUAGUUGGUAUGUAUGUCCCAUUUAUCUGAUGAACGAAAAGUAUAGAACCUUGAUGCUCUAUAUGUGUGGGUUUAUUUUUUUUUUUUUUAUGUUGUCAUU
Eutrema salsugineum is the source of this 1071-nucleotide messenger RNA. RefSeq lists its product as uncharacterized. The record is from RefSeq and is a predicted model, not a curated record. Bases 123 to 806 code for a protein of 227 amino acids. NCBI's taxonomy places the organism in Eukaryota, Viridiplantae, Streptophyta, Magnoliopsida, Brassicales, Brassicaceae. The transcript is spliced from 9 exons.